GCGCUGUCGGGCCGGCGGAGCGCGUCGCCGCGGCUGGAAGCAGGGCGCGCCAGGCUGUCCCGGGAAUGCGUUCGCUCGGCACCAACAUGGCUGCGGCCUUGCGAACUGCGGGCGUCCUGCUCCGCGAGCGGAUGGUGCCUGGCAGCUCAAGGGCCCAUCAGCCAUGGAGGUGCCAGUCGGAUGCAGCAGCUGGAGCGGCAGCCGCCACAGAAACAGCCCAACGUGCCAGAAGCCCCAAACCUCAAGUUCAACCAGGGAAGAGGUAUGAGUCCAAUUUCAGGAAGCCGAAAACUGGAAUACUAAUGUUAAACAUGGGAGGCCCUGAAACCCUUGGAGAUGUUCACGACUUCCUUUUGAGGCUUUUCUUGGACCAAGACCUGAUGACACUUCCUAUUCAAAAUAAGCUGGCACCCAUCAUUGCCAAACGCCGAACCCCCAAAAUCCAGGAGCAGUAUCGCAGGAUUGGAGGUGGAUCCCCCAUCAAGAUGUGGACUUCCAAGCAAGGAGAAGGCAUGGUGAAGCUGCUAGAUGAGAUGUCCCCGCACACAGCCCCUCACAAAUACUAUAUUGGAUUCCGGUAUGUCCACCCUUUAACAGAAGAAGCAAUUGAAGAGAUGGAGAGAGAUGGGCUUGAAAGGGCUAUUGCUUUCACGCAGUACCCACAGUACAGCUGCUCCACCACAGGUAGCAGCUUAAAUGCCAUAUACAGAUACUACAACGGAGUGGGAAAGAAGCCCGUGAUGAAGUGGAGCACAAUUGACAGGUGGCCCACGCACCCCCUCCUCAUUCAGUGCUUUGCGGACCACAUUCGGAAAGAGCUGGACCAUUUUCCACCGGAGAAGAAAAGCGAGGUCGUCAUUCUUUUUUCUGCUCACUCACUGCCGAUGUCUGUGGUCAACAGAGGGGACCCCUAUCCUCAGGAAGUGGGUGCCACCGUCCAGAGAGUCAUGGAGAACCUGGACUACUCCAACCCCUACCGCCUGGUCUGGCAGUCCAAGGUCGGUCCGAUGCCCUGGCUGGGUCCUCAGACAGACGAGACGAUCAGAGGGCUUUGUGAGAGGGGCUGGAAGAAUAUCCUCUUAGUCCCCAUAGCGUUUACCAGCGACCACAUUGAAACACUGUAUGAACUGGACAUCGAGUACUCGCAGGUUCUGGCUCGCGAGUGUGGAGUUGAAAACAUCAGAAGAUCAGAGUCUCUUAAUGGAAAUCCAUUGUUCUCUAAGGCCCUGGCUGACCUGGUCCACUCACACAUCCAAUCAAACGAGCUGUGCUCCAAGCAGUUGAUCCUGAGCUGUCCGCUCUGUGUAAAUCCUGUCUGCAGGGAGACUAAAUCCUUCUUCACCAACCAGCAGCUGUGACACCCGCCAGAGGACCCCAUGGGAUUAGGCAAAUGCCAGCUUCCAGAGGAUGUGGAGGAGGACGCACUUAGGGAUGGAGGAAGGACGUUACAUUAGAAUAUGUACAGCCUUUGGGCGCACAUUGUGUGAUUUCUUGAGGAACAAGUCUGAAAUCCUAUUGAGUGUUUUCUAUUUUUAUAUGCCAAUAUAGUAAGCACUUAUAUUCUCUCUUUCUUUGGGUAAAGUUACUUAUUUGGAAUUAAUUUUAAAAUUUUAUCUUGUGAGAUGCACACGUAUUUUAAAUACAGAUUUUGGGUUUAUUGCCCAGAGAGCCCUCCUAUAAGGGGCGGGGGAGUCCCUGCAGUGGGCUGCCAAUGUGACUGGGGUCUGUUUACAAGCCUCGUGCACAACUGUUGUUUUUUAAAGUGAACAUAAUUGCAUAAAAACAAUAUAACUUGAAAAAGAAAUGCUACCUGAUCUUCCCUAGGCCAGUGGGUCACAGAAUGCUGUUGGGGAGGUGUGGUCACCCACAAGGGCUGCUUUUGCUAGUGCUGUGGCCAUCCGUGGUCAUUUUGGUAGUGGUGUGUGACUCUCACUUUCCUUACCAUCAAACCAAACCAAGGACGUGUCAAAAGUGCUCCGAGAGUCCCCAGGCACACGAGGCUAGUAAACGUGUAGAAAGCCCGCCUUUGUCGUACGCGCCUCGGUGGGACUCUGGUGCCACGGGAAAGGGGCUCCCGUUGCUUCCUGUCUCGAAGGCUGAGAUGCAGGGAAGCUGAUGGUGGGAUUCACCGCGAGCUCCUCCCCGGACCUGAGAACCUUUCUCAGAGCAUCUUCUUCAUCUUGGCUGAAUGUCUCCUUUCUGCACAUUUCUCUGAAGAGACUUAUUUUAUAAAGACAUCUGUGUUUUGUAACCUUGAAUUCUUUUUUAAUUUACCAUUGUUAAUUACAAAAAUGAUGUAACAUGCAAUAGGACAUUUGAAAAAUAGAGAAAAGAAAAAUUACCACUUUUAUGCAACAACUAUUCAUCAUAUUGUCUUUCAUGCCAUUCUUUUUCCGUGGGUAUUUUUAAGGCCACUGUGACCUUGAAUUUGAGUGAAAAGUUCUAAAAAUGUAGAAAAAAUGUAGGACCAGAGUCUGAUCUUCUAUACUUGGAUUUAAGUGGAUUAAAAAUCUCUGAUGGAUCCGUAA
This is a messenger RNA of Molossus molossus (Pallas's mastiff bat), 2528 nucleotides long. RefSeq names its product ferrochelatase (gene FECH). The record is from RefSeq and is a predicted model, not a curated record. Gene Ontology annotation, molecular function: protoporphyrin ferrochelatase activity. NCBI's taxonomy places the organism in Eukaryota, Metazoa, Chordata, Mammalia, Chiroptera, Molossidae. Bases 66 to 1358 code for a protein of 430 amino acids. Gene Ontology annotation, biological process: heme biosynthetic process. The transcript has 11 exons.